AUGGCGCCGCGGCCGAGCGCGCGGCGCCUGUUACAGGCCGUGCUCGUCGUCUUCAAGAGCGAGGAGGAGUCGGCCGAGGACCGGCGCGAGCGCGUCGCCCGCGACGCGCGCCGCCGGCGGCGCCGCGCGGCGUCGGCGAGCCGGAGCCGGAGCCGCUCCGUCGAGCGCGGCCGGGCGCACGACGACGACGAGGCCGUCUUCGACGCCGCGCCGCCGUCGCCGACGAAGCCGCCGCGCGAGCGGACGACCGGCGGCGCGUGGCGGGGCCUCGCGCCUUUCCUCGCCGCGCGCGCGCUCUCCGCCGGCGCGGCCGACGGGGCGUUGCUCGGCCUCCGGGGCCCCGCGCCCCUCGUCGUCGUCGCGCUGCGGGCGGCGGCGGCGCACCCGCUGGAGCGGUGCGCCGUGUCGCUCGCGACGGGCGCGGCGGCGCCGGCGAGCGCCGCGGGCCUCGCGGACGGCUGGCGCGUCGCCGCGGUCCUCGCCGCCGCCGAGCGGCGGCUCCUGGGCCCCGCGGCGCUCGGCGUCGCGGCGGCGCUGCGGCUCCGGGACCUCCGCGGCGACGCGGCGGACCCCCGGGAGCGCGCGCGCUGCGCGGCCGCGUACCUCGCCUGCUCCGCCGCGGCGCUCCCCGCGGCCUGCGCCUGCGUCGCCUGCGGCCGCCUCGCGACCUACGCGCUCUUCGGCCCGCCGCCGGCGCGCCGCAAACGCGAGCGCGCCUUCGCGCGGCGGCUCCAGCGCGCGCUCGACCGCACGGCGCCGCUCCCGCCCGACGCGCCGCCGGCGGAGGGGCGGCCCCUCGGCCGCGCGCGGCCGCACGUCGUGACGUGCCGGCCCUACGACGCGACGCCGGCGUGGCGCGAUCCGGUCGCGUUCUGGCUCUGCGUGUGCAUCGCCGUCGUCGGCUACUGCAAGCUCUUCUGCAUAUUCUGCCACAAGGCAAAACGGGCAGAAUUUGAAGACGGCAAGUGCUCGCCGAACCACAAGCACUGGAUAGCGAUGAUCCUCUGGCUCGACGUCGCAACCGUGGGCCUCCUCUGUUUCGGGGUGUCGCGCGGGCCUACGGGCGCGGGCGACAGGGACGGCUGCAGCCGCGGCGCGGGCGAGGCGGGCGUCGCGCUCCUCGCCAUCGCCGGCGCCUUGCUGCUCACGUGCGUGGCGCCGCUCCACGUGCUCCGCCGGUCGCGAGACGAAGCGCGGCGGAGGGAGCGCGAGGAGGCGCGCGCGCGCGAGGAGGAGCGGCGGCGGCCCAAGUACGAGCGGCUCAGCGUCGCGCGGGAGCCCGGCACGGACCCGGCGCUCGUCGAGGCGCUGACGAAGCCCGAGGACGUCGAGCGCGAGCUCGAGCGGUUCCGCGUCUGGCAGCGGGCCGACGACGGCGCGUGCCCGCGCUGCGGCGGCCUGGGCGCCUACGGCGUCUGCGACGGCGCGAAGGGCGACCGCGAGGGCCACCUGCCCUGCGGCUGCGAGAUCUGCCACCUCUGCCACGGCUCGGGCACGACGGACGCGGUGCUCGACGAGCUCGAGCCCGACGAGCGCGACGACGAGAUGCCGUGCCAGGUCUGCUUCUGCGAGCGCCCGCGCGAGAGCCGCUUCAAGCUCGCGGCGGACUGCGACCACUUCUACUGCGCCGACUGCAUCCGCGGGUCGCUAGGCGCGAUGAUGGACACGGGCCAGUUCCCGGCCUACUGCCCCGCGUGCCGCGCGGACGCGCGCGGCGACGCGGAGCGCCUGCGCGCGGGCCCGGGCAGGAUCACGGACGCGACGCUCACGUUCCUCCAGCGGCGCCGCGCCUUCAAGGACCGCGGCGAGGCCUUCUUCCGCUGCCCCGCGGACGACUGCGGCAACUGGCUCCUCGCGGCGAAGCCCGGCGAGAUCAUCGAGAUCCGCGGCGACAAAAUCGUCCGCGAGAAGAAGAUCGGCCUCGCGCCCUGCGGCGCGGCGGUCUGCCUCGUCUGCAAGACGGAGCUGCCGCGCUACGCGGAGCCCAUGUCGCCGGGGACGGUCGAUCCCCGGGUCGGGCAGAGCGUCCGCGCGUUCAGCGACGGCGCGCGGCCCUGGCGCCGCGCGGUCGUGACGGCGCGCGAGACGUCGGGCGUCCGCGUCAAGUACCUCCAGGGCGGCGACGAGGACGCGACGCCGCGGACGCCGGGCGGCGAGCACGAGAACCGCCACGCGUCCUUCGUGGGCUGGGACGCGCUGCGCGUGCCCGUGGAGCUCGCGAGGCUCGCGGCCAUGCACGACUGCCCCGAGGACAAGCUCACGCAGACGGAGAUGGACGAGGCGACGAAGCAGGCCAUGGCGCAGAUCGGCAAGCAGUGCCCGUCUGCGACCAGCUACAAGGACCUCGACAAGACGCCCCGCCGCGGGCGGCCCGUGACGGCGCGGCAGCUGCCCGCCGGCACGCACCCCAAGUGCCCGUCCUGCGACCGCUACAAGUGCGUCGACGACGUCGACUGGCUGCCGCACCACGGCGGCAAGCGGGGCACGCAGGGCCGCGCGAACGGCGGCGACCACUGCUGCGCGGAGUGCCGCGACGGCGCGGGCACGCACGGCAAGUACUGCCACGCGAUCUACAAGAACGAGGAGCGGCUCCGCGCGGGCGCGGCGCCGGAGGGCGCCGGUGAGGCCAAGGACGUCGAGAUCGCGGGCGUGGAGAUGACGGAGCGCCCGGCGCUGGCGGGCGUCGUGCUCCGCGUGGACGCGCCGCCGCCGGCGGACGACGAGCUCGUGCUGCCGCCGGGCAUCAAGGCGUGCCCGGCCUGCGGCAUGCUCCUCGAGAAGAUCUCGGGCGACAACCAGAUGAUGUGCGGCUGCGAGGCCAAGCCCGCGGGCGGCACCUACAGGAAGGCGCUCGCCGGCGGCGGCUGCGGCCACAUGUUCGACUUCGCGACGCUCCGGCCCCUCGGCUGCGGCGCGCCGGGCGAGCCCGCGAACGAGCGGCAGGUCCGCUUCGCGCGGGGCUAA
Molecule: messenger RNA, 2964 nt
Organism: Aureococcus anophagefferens
Lineage: Eukaryota; Pelagophyceae; Pelagomonadales; Pelagomonadaceae
Exons: 6
Coding region: 1-2964 (987 amino acids)
Source: RefSeq, a predicted model, not a curated record